AAGUAUACCAAAAAAAUAAACAUAAGAGACGAAGUCAAUAUGGGUCGAGGGGAUAGAUAGGUAUUAGAGUUUAUAUACACUAGAAGAUUAGUUGAUGGGGUCACAAACUGAGAUCAUUAGGCUAUUUACUGUCUAAUGUUACACAUAUUUUUGUAAAUUCUUAAAACAGUCUUAGUUUCUAAUAUAAAUAAAAUGGCCAAUAUAGUGUUUUAUAGAUUACAUCUGUGCGAGAUGCACUAUAAGAAAAUUGUAAGUGUGACAAAAACAUUGCAUUUGCAAUCACAUUUUAAAGCAUUACAUUACCUGAAGGGACCAACAAAACACUGCAAAGGUUUAUUAGAAAAAUACAAUGAGAGAUGGAUACAGACAUCUAAAUCUCACAGACACUUAACUGGCAGCAAUAAUCCAGAGAAUCUAUCAAGAUGGAAAAGGUUUGCUAUAAAAUUUGGAUUACAAAAAAGAAACUGGCAUCCAGGAGCCUCAUCUUUAUCUCCCCUAGAAAUUGAAAGCAGCAAAAUACAGUAUAAGGAUAUGCUUAAGUCUAUGCUUACUUACAUUUGGCCAAAGAAUAAUACAGCUUUUCGAAUUCGAGUUAUAGUGGCUUUAGGUUUGCUAGUUGGAGCCAAGGCUGUCAAUGUAACAGUUCCAUUCAUAUUCAAAUAUGGUGUUGAUUAUUUAAACAAUCCUGACAACUGGCUAAAUUUACAAACUCCGGCAAACACUAUUUUCACUGCUGCCUUUGCUAUUAUGCUUGCCUAUGGAAUUGCUCGAACUGGUGCUGCAGCUUUCAAUGAGUUGCGGAAUGCUGUAUUUGCUAAAGUUGCACAAAGUUCUAUCAGAACAGUGGCUCGAAAUGUGUUUUUACAUUUGCAUUCAAUGGAUUUGAACUUUCACCUUUCAAGACAAACUGGAGCUUUAUCUAAGGCAAUAGAUCGAGGAACAAGGGGUAUUAAUUUUGUGCUAAGUGCUUUAGUUUUCAAUGUUGCCCCAACAAUUUUGGAAGUCAGCCUAGUCAGUGCUCUGCUGUACCAUCAUUGUGGUGGAAAAUUUGCAUUGGUUACGCUGGGAUGUGUUGCCUCUUACACCAUUUUUACUUUGGCUAUUACUCAGUGGAGAACAAAGUUUCGUGUGAUGAUGAAUAAGGCAGAUUCAGAUGCUGGGGCCAAGGCAAUAGAUUCCUUGAUCAACUAUGAAACAGUAAAGUAUUUUAACAAUGAACAGCAUGAGGCAGACAAAUAUGACAAGCAAUUAAGAAAAUAUGAAGUUGCUUCCUUAAAAACCACAGUAAGUCUGGCUUUGCUAAACUGGGGACAGAAUGCUAUUUUUAGUGCUGGUAUCACUGCCUUGAUGAUAAUGACCAGCUAUAAUAUUAUGGCAGGUACAAUGACUGUUGGUGAUCUAGUUAUGGUGAAUGGUCUACUAUUUCAACUAUCAAUUCCCCUGAAUUUUCUUGGCUCUGUAUAUCGUGAAGUUCGUCAGUCAUUAAUUGAUAUGCAUACAAUGUUCAGUUUAUUGAAAAUGACGCCAAAUAUUCAGAAUCAUUUAAAUGCUCCAGUGUUGCGAGUGAGUCAAAGUGAAGCUGCCAUCACAUUUCAAGAUGUUUAUUUUGAGUACGUCAAGGGACACAAAGUCUUGAGUGGACUGAGCUUCAAUGUACCCACUGGGAAAAAAGUGGCAAUAGUUGGAGGAAGUGGAUCUGGGAAGUCUACCAUAGUUAGACUCUUGUUUAGAUUUUAUGAUCCCCAAAAUGGAAAAAUAUUGAUCAACGAUCAAGAAAUACAGGCAGUUAAUCUUGAGAGUUUACGCAAGGCUAUUGGUGUUGUUCCACAGGACUGUGUGUUGUUCCACGAUACUGUGUAUCAUAAUAUAGCCUACGGCAAUUUGUCAGCCACUCAAGAGGAAGUGUACAAAGCAGCUCAGAUGUCUGAAAUACAUGAGGCAAUACUAAAAUUUCCUAAUCAAUACCAAACUCAAGUUGGAGAGAGAGGACUGAAGCUUUCUGGAGGAGAAAAGCAAAGAAUUGCUAUAGCUAGGACAAUAUUAAAAGAUGCCCCCAUUGUUAUUUAUGAUGAAGCAACUUCUUCUCUAGAUACUAUUACUGAGCAGAACAUACUUCAAGCACUUCAUCGAGUGACACGCAAUAAAACCACUAUUGUCAUUGCUCAUCGACUUUCUACUGUUGUUGAUGCUGAUGAGAUCCUGGUCUUAGAUAAAGGGCGUGUGGUGGAAAAAGGUUCACACUUUGACUUGAUGUCAAAACCAAACAGCAUCUACUCAGAGCUUUGGCUUAAGCAAAGUUCUGAUUAUAACAAUAAUAACUCUAAUGAUGACACAAAAUUAAGUUAAGAAUAUCUUUGUUAAGGAAAUAGAUAUCAGAAGUCUUUAACUUUAUCUUUAACAUUUAACUAGAAAUAUAAUUUUGUACAUGAAUAAUUUACUUUUUUUGUAUAGUAUGCUUUUAUUUAUCUUCCCUAAGACUGUGUUAUUUUUUAUAUUAUUCUAGUUUUUAAAAAGUUAUAUUUUAAUGUGCUGAUGAUUUUAUUCAAACUUGUAUCCUUCUAAUAAAGUUUGCUAAACUUUUUAGUUCAAUGAACUUAGCUAUUGUUCAUAGAAAUAUUGUGUUGUUUUAUUGUCAACAAACCCAAGCAUAGAAAGGCGCAUGCUGUUGUUUUUUUUAUUAACUGACUAGGAUUACACACACAAUAGUUUUAAAAAAUAUUGUAUUACUUCAGGAAAUCAGAAUAUGUGCAUUUUCUAUCCAUACUAUAUUUAAAUGUUUGAUUGAUCUCAUUCAAAUAUUUGUGAUGAAUGCCAUGUAAGUAAUGUUAUAUAUAAACUUAAAAUUUUUUUUAUUGUAUUUUACAAGUGUGUUUUAGCAAAACUAGGAAGUUCAGAAACUUUCAACAUUGCAAUUCUACACAUAUUAUUUCCAUAAUUUAAAAAAAAAAAAUGAUUGCAUGCAUGACCAGAUCUAUUAUCAUUCUAGAUAUAUUAUCAACCUCUUUUUCAUUGAUCGCAUAAUUUUGUCAAAGUGCUUUUCUAAAUAUUUAAUUAAAUAUUUUCUAAUGUGUUUUAUUGGCCUAAAAAAUUAGGUAAUUAUAUUGGCUUUAUAUCUUUUCCAAAGCAUUAUGAAUUGUGCAGUGUAUUAGAACUUGUAUAGAAUGUGUUUAAGAAUAAAGAUUACAACUGACUAAUCAUCAAUUUAUUGAGAAAAUUUACCAGAUUUAUAAAAAAAAAUAUUUGCAUGUUAAUUUAUAUUAAUAUUAUGUACUAAGCCAACAAACUAUGCUGACCUAUGGGUGUCAAACUACAUGCUGAUGAAACAAAAAGAUUCUUUUUUUUUUAAAUCUGGAGGAUCCAAUUUGCUUAGUUGUAAAAUGUUUUACAUGUUUCGGAUGUUCCUUCAGAGUUGAACAUAGUUUAGUUCCUAGUCCAAACCUCCCGCAGGACGAAGGGGGAUGGGAGCGGGCAGGGUUUGAACACAGGACCAUCGAUAAAUCCAAACGACAGUCCAGCACGAUCAGGCAGUUCUAUGUUACUGCUAGGUGGAGUUGUUGAAUCUGAGGCUCCAUGGUUUGUGUCCUGGUCAAGACUGUCCUUAUUUCGCUUUUUUUCUCAUUAAAAAUUUGGUCCCUAGUGUUGCCUUUUCGUAGAAUAGUUUAUUUUAAUUUUAUACUUAUAUCUCAGCACUGACCUAUCAAUACUAGGCAAAUCAUCUAGUCAACACAAGCACUAUGAAGAGUGAAAGUAUAAAUUAAAAGGUUUUUAGACAAACAGCAUUUGUUGUCUUAGUUGUCAACUAUAGCUAACAUUGGUUGGAUAUCAAAUUUUGCUUUUGCAAACAUUUUUUAAAAUGUCUCCUAUGUAAUAAAGAUUAUGUGAUUAGAAAAUGAAAAUGAUUGAGAAGAUAAUUAACAUCAGUACUUCCCAAAUGGCAUUUCUCGUAUUCAUUUUGAUCUUUCAAACUUUACCCAAACCUCAAUAUUUGAUGAAAUUCUUACCUAUUUGUUCAUUUUGUUAUUGCUGAAAAUAAAAUUGUAAGACAAAUUUUCUCAUGGAUAAUAAAGAUUAUUAUUAUUUCAUUCUAAUUUAAAAA
Molecule: messenger RNA, 4096 nt
Organism: Biomphalaria glabrata
Lineage: Eukaryota; Metazoa; Mollusca; Gastropoda; Planorbidae
Product: iron-sulfur clusters transporter ABCB7, mitochondrial-like
Exons: 15
Coding region: 193-2346 (717 amino acids)
Biological process (GO): transmembrane transport; intracellular iron ion homeostasis
Cellular component (GO): mitochondrial inner membrane
Molecular function (GO): ABC-type transporter activity; ATP binding; ATP hydrolysis activity
Source: RefSeq, a predicted model, not a curated record